Messenger RNA from Penicillium manginii, 687 nucleotides. It is a transcript of the gene tpcG, whose product is annotated as oxidoreductase tpcG. The transcript has 2 exons. Bases 1 to 687 code for a protein of 228 amino acids. Lineage: Eukaryota; Fungi; Ascomycota; Eurotiomycetes; Eurotiales; Aspergillaceae. The record is from RefSeq and is a predicted model, not a curated record.
AUGGCCACUUACGCGGUCUUAGUAAGACCAAGCUGCUGCGGCUCCUCUCCUGAGGUCCAGUUCAACAAGCAGGUGAAAAUCUUCGAGGGCAGUAUCCAAGACCAGGAGGUUCUAUCGGCCUGUCUCCGGGACUGCCGUGCCGCCUUCCUCGUUGUCUCGACAAAUGAUAACCUCCCGGGGUGUCGUCUCGCCCAAGACACGGCUAUCAGCGUCAUUCAGAUACUCCAGAAUAUCAAGCAAGCCCCCAGGCUGAUCCUUCUUUCGUCGGCUACAAUUGACGACCACUUUUCUCGCCACGUUCCAUUCGUCUUAAGGCAAAUCCUGCGUCGCUCGGCCUCGUACGUCUACAACGAUCUACUGGAGACCGAGAGGCUUCUCCGAGCAGAGAGUCAUUGGUUGACCACAAUCUACAUGAAGCCGGGUGCGUUGUCAGUGGACAAGCAGCGAGGCCAUGCUUUGAGUCUGACGGAGGAGGGGAGCCCGCUUUCGUACCUCGAUCUCGCCGCGGCUAUGGUGGAAGCGGUUGACGACCCGGACGGCCGCUACGAUAUGCAGAACGUCAGUGUGGUAAAUACAAAUGGGCGGGCAAAGUUUCCUACUGGCACUCCAAUGUGUAUUCUUAUGGGACUUAUCAGUCAUUUUUUCCCCUUUUUGCAUGAUUAUCUGCCAUCGACCGGUCCUGGGUGA